Molecule: messenger RNA, 1017 nt
Organism: Rhizopus microsporus ATCC 52813
Lineage: Eukaryota; Fungi; Mucoromycota; Mucoromycetes; Mucorales; Rhizopodaceae
Exons: 2
Coding region: 168-830 (220 amino acids)
Source: RefSeq, a predicted model, not a curated record
AAAACUAAUUGCUGGUCGUGCCUACACCAAUUCCAGUUGACUCCAGUCGGACUCCAGAUGUGAUAUUAGCCCUUCGAGCUGCACUUUAUUUAUUCGAAAUAAUAUAAAAUAGAAAUAAACAUCGUGUUUCUUUAUCCUUUUCUAAGCCGCGCGCCAGGGGUUUUGUUAUGGAGAAUACCAUACAUGAUGGAAAUGGAAAUACAAAACUUAACCUAUCAUUCAAGCAGUUGGAGCUGCUCUACCAACAGUACGCAGCUCUUUUUCGAACGGAGGAAGCUGAGAACAAAGAGGAUGAAUUCACAGCAAUUCCCGCAGCAAUACUUUCAGACCUGGAGGAGACUACCACGUCUGCAAUGGAAAAGAAGCUCAAACGCUAUGUCAGAGACCUACCUCACUAUGAAGACAAUGAAUGGACAACACCUGAAACAAUCAACAUAUCCUUUCGCUACAAAGACGCCGAUAAGCUUAGAUACGCAGCAAAAGCAGCUUCAAUACUCUCUGAAGAACUGGAAUUCAUCAGCACCAACGGAGGCGAUGCAACAACCUUUACAAACGUCGUAGAAAAGGCUCGAAGAUUGACAGUGUAUUCGCUUCAAACAGCAAAAAACAUCGAUACCGACGCAAGAGCCCUCGCAACAAAGACUCUUAGACUCCCUCAAUCACACAGAUAUAUAAAUGAAGGAAGUUUGACAACACAAAUUGUCAAUGAAAUGACAUUACAUAUCCGACAGCUUAAAGAAAGCCAGUCAAAAGUAGCAAAGCUUGGAACGAUUAGCUUAUCACAUUUAUGCCCUGUAAGAACCACGUUUGAAUUUAUGAACAAGGCCUGACAAUUGCGAUCAAAAUUACCAGCAGAUCAUAUACCCUUCCUUGCCAACCUUGUCCAACCAGAAAAGAUAAAAUCUGUCAGCCCUGUAACAGUCGCUAACAUCGUAAAGAGAAACAUGAAAGCAGCAGGCAUUAAUACCGAUAUCUAUAGCCCUCAUACGCAGAAAAGUGGACAUGAUACAUAGAAAG